AUGUCAAGUAAGAUACAUUGUAUUCUGAACUAUCCUUGUGCUGUACAUGUAAAGCAUUUGUCUGUUUUUUGUCCUGAAUUUGCAUCGUCCCAGAACGUAUGCUUCAUAUAAUUGAGUCAGCAAAAAAUAGUUUUGUGCUCGCUUUAAUUUUGAACGAGAAAUGGCUGCUUCCAUAAACUAUGAAUUUUCCAUCUGUGUUUUCCUAAUCAGCCCGUCAUUUGUAGCUGCUGAAAUAACUUCAGUACAUUUAAUACUUCCAGCCCUGUCUUGACUAGAAUAAAAAAGUGUCUAUUUAUUGGCGGGCUUACCCUUUUGAAAAAUACUUUCCACACCCAGUCCCCCAAACAGAUAAAAAAUUAGCGACAAAUUAACUGCUUAUCUUAAAACAUAACAUUUUAAAGAAAGUGUUUAACCAAAAAUUGUUCCAGCCAAAUAAAAACAUUGAAUUAAUGCGGUCGUGAAUUUCAACCUCAUGCAUACAAAUAAUGACUUCGAUCAAAUGUGCGCGCACAACUCGAGCUAAACAAAGCCGUUGGCCUUUUCUAGAGUUCUACGGCUUAUAUCUGCGGGUAUUGUAUACACCAGUUUGGUUGAGGUGACAAAAAUUAGAAUGCGACAUUAUUUACCUUAUGAUGCCAGUGCAUUACACCGAAGUGACGCUCCCACGCUGAUGUACAAAUGGAUGGGGCAAACAUCUGAAGCAAGGUUUUCUUUUCCGUCCGUUAGCUGCUCUCUGCGAUGCCUUCUAUCAUGGUGUACAGUCGUCAAAAAUUAUCUGCCCGAAAUUCUGCUGCGGCAAUCAGACCUUUCGGUUUUGCUGUUCUGACUGCAAUCUUCACUACCCCUUCGACCCUGUUGACUGCCAAGCACUCUCCGAUUCCUCAUAUAUGCAAGUCGAUAGUAGAAAUCUCAUAAAGCGCACUUUAUUUUGCCCCAUAUUUAUUUAUAUUAUUUUAAAAAACGAUAUGUACUCAUUUUUGCACUUUAAAAAGGGUUUUCUGUACUGCCCCGAAGACAUUCAACGCGAACUAAUGCCAGCAUAAACUUUCACAGAGGUUUCGUCCUCUGGCUGGUUGUUGAGAAUUGAAUAGUUUUUGUCUACAUAUCCUGCUUGGGUAAACGAUGUUCGAGGCGACCAAUGACAUUUUAUUUAUUUCAUGUCGACAGAUAUUUAAACUAACUCUUCUCUAUAAAAGACUACCAUUACGUUUUUUGUCGAGUAAUAAAUUAGGGUAAAAACACAACCUACGAGAACAUUUCCGGCGGUUUGUUUUGAAACGUACUAACCCCGCAAAAGGAAGUGCUACGCCAUGUGAAUUGUUAACCUUAUUUUUAUGGGUUCUGCAUUUUGCAGCUCUGGAAUUUAUGAUAUCGCAUGGUAGGAAAGUAUCGUUUUGCGCGAGUUCGCGCAGUUUUUGAAUACUGACAAGAACCAGUCCCGGCUUUCGCAUGACCGUUGGUUGAAAAACCACCAUCGUGGGACUAAGGGGCACGGAAAUGCACAUUUCUGGUCCGUUUACCUAGUUGUAUGGUCAUCUAGGAAGCACAGGCCAGAUAUGUGAUAUUGCAACUUGGGACAGCAGAUCUCAAAUUUAUAUGCUGCACCGUUUAUGUAUUGUUUGGGCAAAUGUCUGCAACCAUAAAUAGUAACGCGCACAGCCAGGUAUUGGAGUUGACAACGCGUGUAACGGGCAGCACCCAACACAUCUAGGCAAUGGUACGAGGAGAAAUUCGCAAGUGUGUUAGAAAUUCCUCGGCUGCUCUAAUGCAUUGUUAAACCCGUUGAAUUAUCCCAUUGUUAUUGCAGUAAACAGACAUGGCCUGUGCGCAAGCAGUUACAGUAUUUCAGAAUUGUCAGUUUUCUGGUGAAACCAACAUUACAACUGAAUCAAAAUGUAACAACUUCAAGCCUGACCCUUCCAUUUCCGAAAAAGUUUUUGCUUAUGUUGAACGCAAAGAAAUGAACUCUGAUUUCAGCAAUCAAGUUAACUUCUGCUCGAAAGCCGUUCUGAUACAGGACAUAGCCGAAAUCCAUAAAAUGUCCUACGAGUGCACGAGGGUCACAUGGUACUAGCUGACUACAGGAAGGAUAAGGUAUGAGGGCAUUUUGGAUAACUUCCUGAUGACGGGUGGACAAAAUGACUUGAGCAUUGGUAUUGACAUUGUCUUGGGAAAUUGACCGCAAGUGCCCAAGUGUUCCUGCUCCAAACCUCGCAGACGAUUAGAUGCUUACUGCCAAUAUGUCCAGAAUGGCUAUUCUAGCCGCCUUUUACCUUCACUAUUAAUUUUUUUAAAGGAUUACGAAGAAGGGCACUGGGAGUCCCAACGUGGAACAAAAUGUCCCUGCUCCGUCUUUCGAUAGUGCCAAAUUUAGAAUAAUAAUUCAGUACACUUUGAGGCCUAUCAUUGUAACCCUCGGAGUGCAUGCCUCUUCGAUCAGCGGAUGCAUUUGACUUCUUACUUAGGAAUUUGGACCAAUAUAUCUUGAUUGCAUAUCGUCGGGUUUUGGAGGUCACACUAGGGUCAAGUCGUUUAUGAUUGCUAUCCAGAUCUACCAUCUGUUUCUCAGUAAACCUAUCACUUGGUUUAGACUCUCCCUAUAGGUUAUUUUCUGGAAUUGCAGCGAGUAAUGCACAUGCGUAGUAUAUGCUUGGGUCAGGCCAGAUAGUUGAGAAACAGUCAGAUAUGUCUGCAUGACCACUGCCUGGAUGGGGGAGGUUAAGCCUUACUUCAUUUUCAUGAUUUUGACAGCCUGACUUGAGCUGCAGUCUUAGAUAUUCGUAGGUAUUCCGGUGUGUUUUAACUGUCCUCAUAUUGCGAUUUGAAGUAAUGGCACCUUAAAUAUAUAAGGAUACGCUCACCAAGGAGUCAUUUCACAGAAUAAUCACCUUUGCGCAAUGUACUGUAGUUGGCAAAGGCUGUCAUGUACAACAUGUCAUAUUUGUCCACGCUGAUAUGUAUUAGACAUACACUGCGUGGAAACUCACCGUUUAAAGAAGAUUGGCCCAAGCUUCAAAAUAAUUCCUUAUGUUGUCCCAAUGAGUCUUACUAAUAAACCUUUAUGUACUUUUCUCAGAGGUUGGAGUUUCUUCCUUUUAUGGCCAUUUGAAUAUCUGCAAGAAUACCACUGUACAUGUGCUUCUAAUGUAUUGUUUUAACGCCUAUAGAUCCGCCAUUUUUUCAGUCAAAAACGGUUUCUAUUAUUUGCGUGAAUACCGAUCAGGAAAGAACAUUUUAACAUGUCACUGUACUUUCCCACGGUAUAUUUAUCAUAAAAGAGAUUUUCUUUGCACGAAGUCCUUGAAUUAUCGUUCAGAAAAUUGUCGUUAUCAGUUUUCACUCUUUGGCGUAUGCGCACUUAGACUGUUUUACAAAAAACGCGUUCUGCCUUAAUGAAACAGCUUUCGUCUCCAUUACUGUGGACACAUAGAAGCUUUACUGCCCACCCUGCUAAUAGGAACUUGCAAACACUACUUAGGGCCAAUAACAGCGCGUUCAUAUAAAUCGCUCCUAUGCACCCCUAGGUCCCUCGCCGUGGAAAAAUACUGUCUGAACAGGAAGGAGGGAAUGUACAAACACAACUCUUGUUAAAGUUUAUUUGCCAGUCCUGAGGCUUCGAAUUCGUUGCUCACCACAGGAAGACAAGUAAUCAAGACUGCCUUUAAAAUAGGCUUGUCUAAACAGCCUGAUGGCAGCUGCCUGGGAAAUGGCCAGAUUUAAGUUAUAACGGUGGCAUGAAAUGAAUUGAAUGCUAACAUUUGAAAUUAGCAUGCGAUCUUUGGUGGUCAGUCCUGUGAGCCAAUCUCAGGCUGCCUAAGUACGCAGGAAGGAGCGGAGCUUCUCAGAUAGGUGUAUAACACGGUAGAGGGGCUGCUAUUUUCCCCAUGCUAUUCUUAUGUUUUCAAAACUGGGCGAUGACCUAUGAAAUAAGGAGCUUUCGUACCGUUACCAGCAAUUGCUUUCUUCGAACAUCGGAACAACAUCAGCUGUUUCGCCUGAAAUUAUGAGGUUAUAUUAUAUUAUCGAAACUUUAACGCAAACAUAUUGAAAACGCAGGAUGGCCCGGCCAAACGUCUAACUCAAGGUAGACGUCCCAGGCAUGCCACAAAGGCGAUGAAACAUGGACUUCGUAAUUUAGCAGUUAUCUGCUGUUGAGCAUUUAUGAAGUGCUUCUCAGUUCGAACUUUAUUGUUAUCGAGUGGCAGAUCUGACGGGUGUGGAAAUUGAUCUGGCAGGUGGAUGAAUUUGGCAAUUUUCAACCCAAGGACUUGUAAACAAUAUGUCAUACGUAUAUAUGACUGAUUUUGUAGGGGCAAACUCUCAGGAAUCAUACUUGAUUGCUCGGCUAAUAAGCCAACAAUGCCAUUCGGGUCUCCUUCGUCUUUGUAAUCAUUCCUUCCCGACCACGAUGGUUCUAGCUUGGAUACAUAGGCGCAACCGGAAUAGCACUUCCUCUAAAUUGAUCGGUGAAGGUCAUUUCUAUGAUACUAAAAGUAUUAAAAUUAUUCGUCGGAAAUUUACGAUUUCUAGCAGAUAGCUGGAGCAGCGCAGCCAUUUUAUACUGCACAUACGGCAGUAUCAUUGAAGUGUAGCAUUCGACGCAUCGAGACGAGCUGUCCUGCACUUGGCUCCGCAUACUUGGACACCACUCUGAACUCGAUUUAGCAGGGCGACGAACAGUCGAGUCAAAGCCUAACUGGUGACAAUAAAUAUGCCAGAAAUUGGCAUUUCGAGUUCUGUUGUCUUACUAUAGGUUCAAGAGAAGGCGGAAUUACUCGCACUGCACCCUAUAGACAGGAUAGAAGACCCUUCCGCGCACUCAACCCCGUUCGCGUACGCUGAAUAGCAUUUAGCGUGAAAUUAAGGUUGUGGAUUAUUUACACUUCUACGUUUUAUAGGCUGUGAACCAAGGACUAUGAAUCCUGUUUGUUCUGAUAACAUUGCGGCCGUACAACUUAGGGAAUUAACAAAAGCAAAUGUGGCGUUUCAUAAACAAGACUGUAAUAAAAAUUUGAAUGCAACGCCGCCGCCUUUAUUUCACUAUCAAAUAGACCCGCGGAAAACGGGAAUGUAUGUGGUCACACAAGUAGCGUCUCGGAUUUUGUAGACUCUUUCUUGUCGCCAGCCAAUCCGAAGAUUUUUAAGCUAUUACCGUGGUGAAACACUAUAGAGUUUAUCUGAACAAUUAAGAGGGUGUGGGUGAAAAUUUCUACUCUCGAGCACUACCAUAGGUACAGCGGCAUGCAGUGCGAGCGUAUUUUAAAGAUUGCGGCUUCUUCUUGCAAGACAGUGCCGCGUAUUAUACAACGUAGCUUGAUGACCUAUAGGCAUGAUAAUGUUAUAAAGGUAUGUCCAUGAAAAUGAAAAGAUCGUUCGCAUUCUCUGACUAGUCAGAUUCCACAGAAUUGUGUUUGCAGAACAACGUCUACCUGUCGACAUAAAUAUUUUAGUUUUAGCUCACAAGGCUUCAAGGAAUCCACCUCACUUGUUUUAGGGCCCACAAAUAAGGUUGACAAAAUGCGUGCUUAUGCCCGCUUCCUGGAGCGUGAAAAGUCGAGGGUACCAGCUGUUUACUCCAUAAGUUGAGAUGAUUGUCUGAUGCAUUUGAAACCUAUCGGCAGGUACCAAAAUCUGUCUGCGCAAUUUCCAGAGCACGCAUUGCGCCAGGCCUCUAAAGCAGUCAGUUCUGCGACUUUCAUCUGACGAUGAUCCUGCCGUCAUUUAUGAAGCGGUCUGUUGAGCAACAACAUAAAGCCAUACGCUCAGUGUCGAGAGAAACUGCACUGGAUUAGCAUAAAAAAUUCAUGGUAAAAAUUCUAAAGUUAUUGCAUAAACCUUGGAAACCAGGUUACAAGCUGAAUCCUUUUUACAGAGAUCCUGGGUGAUAACUUUCAGGAAAAAAUACAGGAUUAUAUAUCUGAGAGACAUUUUCGUAAGUUUUUCGAACUUAUUGAAACUCGAGAAAUAACGUGCGUAAGGUGUAAAAAGCACAGACCAAUUUUUCAAAAAUCAACAUUAAAACAUCAAGGUGAUAUUUUAGAACAGACAGUCCGAUCAAUGAAAAAGCAGUUUAAAAUGUACCAGAAGCACAACUAAACGCCGUAGCAUAUAAACGUAUGAACGAAGUAAAGAACUGGGAAGUCAACUUUUCCCCUCUACGUAUAAGUUGUCUUCAAGUAGCUGGCCACUUAUGCAUGACGAAUUGUCCGGAAAGUUUUUUUGGGCAACAUACUAUCUACUAACUAGUGACUAGAAAGCGGCCACGAACUGUGUUAGAUUUAAGAAAUCAAGUUGUUUUUGCUUGUUUUAAAACCAGUAUAGCGUAUAAAGCCCUGAAAAUUACGAAAAACUACAUGAUUGAGAAGAACUGCUGAAAAGGGAGGGGAGAUUAAAAGUAGUUAUUUCUGACCUUUUCGUCAUUGGAAACCAAGGCCGACGCCUUUGCUUUUAAGCAGCGAUUUUACCAUCAUACAACUUUAAGCAAAAAAUAUUUUGAAUGGGCCACACGUUCACGCUCACUCGGCUGAGAUUUGAAGUAAACUGAGGCACACAAAACCGUCAUUUAUCAGUCUGGCCUGAGUAAAGGGCGGAAACAAACGUCUGCGUUUUUUUGAAGUUCCUAAUCCAGAGCUCACACAGCAGUCGCACAAUGGCCAACAUCCGACUCGCGAUAACAACUCAAAGAAAACUUGGCGCAACUAUAAGUGACUGGAAGACCACUGGGGCGAAAGUAGAAUACGAGGUAACUGUGGUCGGCUUGGCCGAGCACUGUAGAUCUAAACAGACAGUAUUUUUCAUCAACCAGCAUUUGUGAGAAUUCCUGUCGAAGAUUCAGCAUAUUUGGUUCCAACCCUGUAAGAGCCACAAUGAGAUAUUUGUUGUCCACUAAGCUUUUAUUAGAUUAACUUUUUGAUUUUGAGUCAGUUACAUAGUAAGGCUGAGUUGUAUAUGCAAUGAAAAUUGUUUGGGGAGCAGUAUAAGAGUUUCUUUCCUUAUCGGUGUGACGCUAGUUUAGGCCAAAGUUUGUAUUAAAUUAUGGCCUUGUGUACUAUAUAUCUUUAUUUGUUUCAAUUUAAAAGUAUUGUUGAACAACGAAGGCGUAUGGACUUUUAUGCAGUUUUUCAAUCUAGUUUUAACCAAACAGUUAUUGUUCGAUCUAUGGUUGAAGUGGAAUAAGUCUGAUAGAAUGAAGACAGUGGUUUAUCUUCAGAUGAGAGCCUUGAGUGAGUGGCAGACCUGCAGCAGUAAGGCUGUGAUUCGUAGAAUUAAAACAGUCCGAAAAUUUCAGCGUCACUUAACAAAUCGGAAAGCACCGAUUCUCCGUAAAAUUUGUUUGCUCACUAGGUGCAGAAUCCGAAGGAAUGGUAAUGGUCCGUUGACAAAUUCUCAGCUUUUGCCUCUAAAGGAGAUUAUUUUGUGUUCAUCGACCGAGUCCACAACAACUUGCGUUUGCUUGAGUCUUUUUGGUUAAAUGGCCUAUUUUAGUGAUUUGUGUACACGUUCCGUUUGUUAGAAUUCGAAGGUAUUUUGGAAAAUUACGCCAUCAAACGAUCGUUUCGUGCAAACCUUUCGUCAUAUGUGAUUAGCGUGUUCAGAUCUGUCGUUAUUGUGGGACAGAAAUUGGCAUUUUCGUUUUGCCUUGAAGCUGAGGGUUUGCUACUCACACAGUACAGGUGGGUACAAGCUGGCACCAUGUUACUGAAUGUUCCCUCUCUCAGCUGGCAUGAUGAAAGUUCGUAGUGCAAUGGCGAGAACGUUGCCAAAUGGUCAACUGUCUCCUGUUUAAACCUGGGCCGUGAGGUAUAUGCUUAGCUGAUGACACGAAGUAAGCCGAAAAUAACUGUUCCGGUGUCCCCGGCAUUGUCAGUAAAACUUCCCAGUGUAUGUUUGCAUUCACAUUACAAUAAAAAAACUGGCGUGCAGUCAAUUGCGAAAGUACGUCUGUUAAGAAAAUAUUUUGCAUUGGACGUUCAUUUUCGGGAAAAACCGCUGAAAGUGCGUUUAAUCUAGGAAUCGUUUUGUACAACUUAAGAGUACCAAAGAUCCGAUUACUGAUUUGGAAGACUUUCCAUCGGAUUUGGUCUGGUGGUGUCCCAAGUGGGCUCCCCACUCUGGGUAAACUGGCGGCCAGGGAUCAUCUUCAAUAUCUCGUACUUAAAUAGCUUUAAAUGUAAUCCACUUCAUGCUGGUUGUGGCAAACGUGCGUGAUUUGGAACAAGUCCGGACCAUAGAGCAGUGAAAAUAUGAAUUGUUUCAUGGGAAAUUAAGUUAGAAAUACCCCUGGGGAUCACGAAGCAGAUAAAGUUUGCAUCAUGAAAACCGUUACUUCUGGUUUCGAAAGGUUUUUUCCAGCCAAUCAUAAUUAUGACCGACAUCUGCCAUUUGGUCCACAGAUGCCGCUUAACUGCUGCGUCAAUAAAAUUUUCGGAUUUGACAGAUGGUCAUUGUUUGUGGCCUUUUUUACUUCAUCAACAUUCGUUCACAGCUACAUGGAUCAUUACCACAUUCACCCCCGGCUAGGUUGAUCGGUAGCCAGGCACAGAUAAACUUGAGCUCGGACGUCCUGAUGAAGUAUAGAUCCGGCCCCAUCUGUGAGCCAUAUGCGCGUUGGGAGCAUGCGUUUGUGUACACGGCACAAAAUGUUGGUUUGGGUUAUGGCUGGCUGAAGAGAAAUCUUAUAAAGUCAGAACUAGAUGUUAUCUCCAUCUAUCCUUCGUUUUUUUCUCAGUUUCUCAGAAAAAUUGAAUAGUUUUGACUUAGCGGGCACUCGCUUGUGAUCAUUAAAAAGUGUUGAUAGUGCCUAACGUCGCUUGUCUCUUCAAACUCGGUGUAGCCUAAAAAAAUUGAGAAGCGGCUGAUAGAAUCUUACAGUAGUCAUUUGAAGUAUGGAGUCACGUGCGGGUACCGGCUUUCUGGGAACAGUUUAUUUUGGGACAUUGCUGAGAUAUCGCCAGUAUGCCUUUUGCCAACUUCAGUCAUCGUCAUGAUAGGGCUAGGUUCAGAGGGGUAACACUUCAUUGGCAGCAUAGUUUUCAAAAUCGGAGCUUAUUUUUCCCUUCCCCAGGAUCUGGGAAUUGCCCAUCAUCCAAAAACUGCCCUUGACAUCCAGCGGUUCAUCCCAGUAACAUCUUUUCCAGGCCGACGGAUCUGGACUUGCCUCCUGCGUAACCAGCUGCAAAUAUACGCAUGGAGAGAAAUCUGUCACGCGAAGACUUAAACAAGCUUUUGGUUCAAAGUACUGAGCGGGGAAACGACACGUACCCUCCAAAUGGGCAGAUAAAAUUCAUUCUUUAUUCACACGUCCACUCGACCAUGGGGCAUUGCGUUGGUUAGGGAGUUCAUGACUGAAGUUUAGCCCUUGCGUCUGAUACCAAAAAGCGUUUUUAAUGCACUUCUUGUCGAUCUCCUGGAGAAACCACACUCGGUAAAAAGUGACUACGUAAGCAGCAUGCAUUUUUCACGUUGAUUUGGAAUGGUCUUAUAAAUACAAAUAUUUUUUGCGGAAAACGUGCGCCAACGUAUGCUUUCGUUUACCUGUGUGGUAGAAAAUGACAUUGUCUUUACAUUUUAUACCCAAAGAGAGUGUAUGUUUAGGUUCUGAAUAAGUUUCUUAACUCUCAAUUAAUUUUGGGUCAGACCAGUUGCUGCAUUACCAUUUAGCGAUUCAAUUCUAUAAGAUGCGUGCUUUCCGCACAAGAAAAAUCAUAUAUUCCUCUAUGCCUUUAAGAAGAUACCGUGUUUAGUUCAUAAAAUUUUGCAAUGGAUGCCGACUAUGUUGUACAUAUCAUGAGGAACAUUGGCAAACGAACAUGUGCGACGCUGUAUAUAUGGGCAUCGCACGGUCUUAAAAAUGACAGAACCAGAAACUUUUAAAAAACCUAAAUACACGUUUGUUGUGGUAUAAAAUGUCAAGAAAAUGUUAUAUACUACCAAACAAGUAAAGGAAAACCGACCUUUGUGCAUGCUUUCCGUAAGAAAUAUUUAGAUUUUUAAGACCGUCGCAAAUCAACGUAAAAAAUACAUGCUACUUACGAAGUCAUUUUUUACCGAGUGUAGUUUCUCCAGGAGGUCGAAAAGAAGUGCAUUCAAAAAUGGACAUCCUGGCGAGUCCGAAAACCUGUGGGAGAAUGUUGCUUGAUAAGCAACAUUAAGACCCCACCUAAGUAAUCCUUUCCAAUCGAAAACGAAUUUCACAAUUUUGGCAAACCUUUCAUCAGAUCGGUCACGCACUGUAAUUUCAAGAUUUCUGAACGUAUCAGACCAGAGGGCUCACGUUCGCCUAUGCAUCCAGUGUUCCACCCAUUUAAGACGGCCUUGUUACUGUUGUGACAGCGAUAAUUGAUAACCGAUCAUCUGCUGCAAUAGGGUGCUGUAGAGUUGGUCUGAAAUUUCAUCUAAACGACCACUUUGAUCCUUCUAUUGCAGACUGAACUAAUUAUGGCCAAGAAACCAAAAAAAGAUUCCCGCGACUCGGUUUAGAGAAGCCAAUGACUUUCCGAAUCAAGAUUUGUGUCUUGUACUUCGGGUGGUUUGCUAUACAGACUGUUCAAGAUUGGGUUGCACAACAGUAGUUAGAUUAUUAUAGUUCAUCAGAUGUCCGGCUUAAAUCUCGCUAUGCGAGUUUUCCUCCGUUCUCCUUGGCGGCUGACAUGGAUCGUUAUUUGUUUUCAGUGCCUGGUGGAUGCAUGUGUGCUGACUGUGAACUCCUGGCUGUGUUGAUCGGUAUUGAAGUCGCCUUUAGGGCGGGUGUGGCUCUGUGGCAUUAAUGUAUCCUUUUGACCCUCUCCGUUAACGAUAGUAUGUGUUGGAUGAUCACGCUAAAAGCCCUUCGGGUCAAACGCAUGCUGUUCUAGUAAUGACGUAGAUCUUUGUGGGCCAUGUAAGAUAUCGAGGUGUCAGUGGAUGGAUUCUCAUCUGAAAAGCAAGGUCAAAUUCUGAACUUUAAGUUUCACUUUGUCUUGCUAAAGAACCUUUGCAGGGAAACAGCUAGAGGUAGGCCCUACGUUUGGUGCUUAGCAACUCACAAGUUCACGAAUGCGCAGUGCGUGACUGGUUUAAGUUCGAGUGAGCGAGUCUACAUUUCUGCUUAAUGGAAGUAUAUCUGAGCACGCAGAUCACAAACAAGCUUCUUCAAUGGGCGCAUGAUCCUUGCGGCUUACUAGCCACCCGGUCCCCGAGAAGUUAGAAGAAUUGGAAGACCGCCUUUGAAAUCAACUACAUUAAACAGACAAGGCUGUAGACCAUUGUUAAUGUGUCGUCUGUUCAUGGGGCGUCCCUCAAGUGUCCGUCAUAUUUAAUAAAACUGAUUGAGCAUGUAUGCGCUCGUAGUCGGUUGAAAAGGUAGGAACGCUUGACCCUUAAACGCCUACUGCCCAGAAUUACCACGUCUUUGCAAACAGUUUUAAUAAACAGAGGUUUGCAGCCUGUCGGCUGAGCAUAAACUGGGAAUAUGAGAGCCACAGGACAUAUAAAUAAAUUAAAGCAAAGAAAAAGUAAGACUGCAUUUUGAAACGCAUAUACAGUUCACUUAGGAACUAAAACUAAUAGUCUGCCAAUGCGGAACUGCUAUUUGCUGAAGUUUGCUAUAUCUGUUUGGUUGUCAGUGGCAAUUUGACUUUGGAUAAUAAAUAGAUUGUGUGCUCAUUAAACGAUUUUGUAAUCUGCUUUUUGUGAAUUCGCUUCAACAGGACGCCUGGAGUGCCGUUGUUAUAAAAGCACACAUUCCUGCUAAUUUUUUGUUUAGUUUUGCAAAGAAGAAUCCCGUAUAUCCUCUGACGACCAAGACUAAAUCAACUUCUGAUUUAGAUGCACUUAUGUAAUGGCAAUGGUCUCUUGAUUUAUCCAACGAAAGCCAAACAUUUGAGGUAAUACUAGAGUACUCCUCACAGUCAAAAAGGACCUUGUGCUGCGCAUUGAAAUUUUUAAGAAAUUCAAACGUUUGCCUUUAUUAAUUACUGAUAUUUACCUUUGAAGUCUUGAGAUGCCAGCUCUGCAAGCUGCGUUCAGUUAAUAAUUCCAUGCACAAAUUCUCAAAAAGAAGACGUCAUCACCGCGGAUGUUCUAUGUACAAACACAAAACUACCGUUGUCCUCAAAUAAAGUUAAUCAAACUUAACUUUUGUGUGGUUGUAGGGCUAAUAUCAAUAAUAUGUUGACUUUUCUUUUCAUCGAACAUUCCUGUUGAUUAUGCAACAACCCCCAUACCAUGGCCAGAAAUCACUUCGAGUAGCUCAUUUUGCAACGUCAUUCAAUAGUCUUCUGAAUCAAUAGCUCUAGCUUCCGAGCUUUGUGAAACAUGUGGGUUUCUGUUGAUGAAAAAUUAUGUACUUUUUGUAGAGGCGAGACUCCCGGCUACCAAACUGCUUGUGACAAGCCCUUAGACGCUUGACGAUCUGGUCUUAUUUGUCAGAAACAAAUAAGCUCCCGCAAGGGUGUAUGCUUUCAUCCAACAUGCCAAGUGCCUUCGCAAUGCGUUAAUGACUUAGAAAACAUCUAAGUGAAUUCCGGAUACUAGACUCCAUUAACAUUUUUAGACUUACUUUUCCAUUGGAUGUUUUUUUCCUACUUUUUGUUAAAAUUAGGUUUUUUGUUAAGGGGGUGCAUCGGUUAAAGUAAACCAAAGUUAAUUAUUUAACACCUGUUGCACUAUUUCUUAGUGGUAUGCAGAAGAUUUUGACUGGCCACAGUAAGUCGUGUACUAUAGGAAACAGGUGAACUUGCAACUGACUGCAUGGAAUUAGACUCUAUACCCUUUGCGAUAAUGAUCUGAGAAAACAGUUGAUUUUGGAAAGAAGGAGCAAUUAAAAGAAGACGAAGGCAGGAUCACCGGGACGGUAGAUUUAUUGGUCUGAGCUUUCGAACUCGAACUUGAGUUCAUCAUCAGAGACUGCUAGAGUGCAGCAACGUGUGAACAUUUAUAUCGUUGUGUCGUUUGCGGGGGGACUAUGUCCGUGGCUAGGUCUGGUUUGUGCAGCCUGGUCCACAAUCGUACCCCCGGCGUGGUGACGCCGUUUGUACUUCGCGGCGAUGUGAGCUGCGCCACCUGGCUUCCAUUCGUGGGAAGAAGCAAUAAAAGUGAUACGCUGAAACGAGAAGAAGUUUUGAGACCCUGUUUAAUUAGUCUUUAACAAAUAGGUUUGGGGGACAUCCUACAUAGCCGUAAGCAUUUUCUUGUUGUUUUGUUUCACAAUGGAACUAUGCUCGGCGCCCCUUCGAGCAUGUGAAGUAGCACUUGAUAAUGAUAGUUUGCCCAGAAAGGUCGUUUGCCUACGCUGACCUCUUUUCAGCGGUCAAGAGUUCAUUAAGACAACACUAUCGACACGAAAAAGUUUGAUUACAGGAUCUUGCGAACAUAUGGAUCUCUAAGGAGGACGGUGCAAGAGGACCGUGCAGGAGUCCGAAACGUCAGACUGAUAAAGCUCUUGCCCUAGCGAUCGUGCCUCCUUCUUCAAAACUACUUCCUGGGAUUCGUCUCUUCGCUUCUAUUGGACCGCGCAAAUGUCAAUUAGGUUUGUGGAAAGGUCCGCCAUUGACGAACCUUAUACCUGGAAGUUUCAAGGCAAAACAGCACACCUAGCGGCGUAGUUAAUCCUGAAAAAUGAUUAUUGCCCCACGGUACAACGGCAGAAUCGCGUGCGGGAACUGAUGUGGCGAAAGAAAAAAUAGACCGGAACCAGCAAAUGAGCUUAAACUUUAUCGUAUUUAUUGAAUAGUUCAGUCACCAGUUGUGAAAUUCUAAAGAGCUCGGCCAGUUACCACAUUUUACUCCGAAAUUUCUUUUUUUCACUCAGUUGUUUGCCGUGGGGUUUUAUUUUUUGUAUUCACUAGUUCUUUGUUUUGUCUGCCCACAGCGUGCGCUGCUAUAACGGAUUGCGCAGAACUUCUAGAGGUUGGCGAAUGUGUCUUCCUAAAACUCCUUUACCGGCUUCCUUAUAUGUUUCGAUUAUUUGUCGAAACUUCGUCAAUUUCACUCAUAAAAAGAAACCCUUCAUAUGCUUUGGAAAUGCAAAACUCUGCAUCUUUUUUCUACAAUCUUUUCUUUUUCAGACUUUUUUAGAGAAGCGUCUGUCUGAUCCAUCUUUUAAAUACAGAACAUACAUUCAGCAUGGUAAUAUGCACAUAUUUGCAUACAAGAGGGAAAUAUAUAGGCCUAGUAAAAGGAUGAAGGAAAACAGCUGUCUCCACAGGAUUUAAGAGCUUCGAAACCAACCCUAAGCUCAUGUUCCAAGCCCAUCUUUUACUAAUAGUUUGCCAAUAUCGAUCAUAAACUACGAAAUUUAUUCAACCGUCAUUAUUUAUUAAAAACAACUAACAUUGACCAUUUUCUGUCAGAUGUUGCCUAUUGCUGAUGGCGAAACUUUGUCGUUUUUUCGUUUCGACACUAAGUUCUGCUUUAUAUGUUCUAUAUUUUCUGGCCUAAUUUAUAAGAGCAGGUCUCACAAUAAACUGCACUAUCUUCUCUCUACAGUCCAAUGGCCGCUAUAACGGGCGUGCUCGUCGCUGUGGCAGCAAUCCUCUUUAUUGCCACCAGUCUGCGAUACACCAGGGCUGGGCAGAAACUUUGCUUUCGCGUUACAGGACACCGAAACUAUACAGAGACGCCUCUGGAGAACGUAAAUCAACAGGGAGUUCAAGCGACCAUUCAACGUCUAUCCAGACCACGAAAUCGUAAGUGUCCUUCAUGCUUGAACCGGGAAAAGACUUGAAAUGCAUUAAUGGCACAAAAGGCUUCUGUGUAAACUCAGCCUAGUUCAUUUAAUCUAUUCAAUUUUCGACAGUUCAACAAAGUAAUGCUGUCUUUUGACUACCUAAUUCUCGAGGCAGUCGGGAGACAUUAAUGAACUCUUUCCUUUCCCGAGUUCCAGACAAUUACGAAAUCCCAAAAGUUUGCGUCGAAGGAGUUUUCCGAUUCCAUUUAUCAAGCGAGAUUAUAAACUAUGCUUAUGGAUACAAAUAGAAAAUUGCAUGCAAAUAUCAGAGAAGACAAACAACUGUUUUUGGUGAGCGCAUCGGGAUAGAUUAAAAGUGUGUAAGAUUGUUUAUGAUCAGAAAUUCGCUGAGGUACCGUGGGUUGGCAUCCCUAGGGUCGACCUCACUUUUCCCUCUUCCCGAACCGGCCAGCCAUCUGAUGCCAGGAUUGGGUGCGAUCGACUGAGAGAGCCAGGCAGCUCUUCGUCGCACACCGCACACGAGCUGACCCACACGUUAUUCACUAGGCAUCUGUAUAAAAGGGUGGACUGCCAGAUUUACCAUGCGUUAGGCCACCAAAGAGGCCAUCUAGAUUCACGCUUCCCCUUCAUCUGAGAGGUACUUUUCCGUGCCUUCUGUAGGUGAUGUGGAACGCGUUCAUGUUUGCUGUAUAUGUCGGUGGUAAGAUGUGUGGUUAUAGAGCUCGAUCUGCGUUGAUUUGCCAAAUAUUUCCAUGGAAACGCACGUGGCCGAGUAGGUCUAUAUGGUCCCUGGGCAGUGGGAAGUCGAGACAGAUGUGGCAGGCGUAUAACGGGGCUCCAGGUACUGGUUCACCGCCUCAGUGAUAGGAGCGCAACGCGUGAUUUGGAGGCGCGAUGGCGAUGAGGAGAGGUUGGGAUAGAACCUGCAGUAUUAGCGGUGGCGGACGGUGAUGAUGGUGGUUGGCGGCGACGGCGGCGGCGUCGGCGCCGGAGACUUGCUAACCAAUGGUGAUGGUGGCCACCGUUGGAGUUGUUGCAAAGGUGAUGACUGAGCCAUUUUCGGAGGCAGUAGGUUGAAUAAUCGCGUUGUUGUUGCAUCGAGUCCAAAAAUGCCCAAUGAGGCCGAUCUGUGCGCGGAAUGUUCGUUGAAAGCGUGGACAUGAUGGAAAGGUUGGGUUUUGAAGCUGUGGGUCGAGGGGCUUGAAUCUUGCGAGCCGCAAUAUUGCUUUUAGUAGUGACGAUCUAGUUAUCUUCGUACAUUGCAACUCUAGUCUGUUCUGCUCUUCUGUCAACUGGUGAUCGUAGGCAAGGUUCUUCUAGGUCUCCUGAAUUAUUUGUAGAUCAUUGUGUGAGGUCUUGCAGCGAAGUUUUUGCCCUCCUUGCUGGUGAGCACCCGUAGUGAUACCAACGUAGAAGAGUCGUUUGAAUAGACGCUUGCCACCCAUCCAUCCACGCGAGGUGGUCGCUCCGGAGAAAUUGCAGAUGUCUCCACAUGAAGUGGUUGUUGAGGAUUCCAGUUCGUUCCGGGACUUCCGUGUCAGGUUUUCUGAGCUGUCACCUCAAUUUUAGUAUUCUCUGAAGAGCUGAAGGUAAAUGAUUAAGUUGCCUGGCUUGAUUGGCGUAGAAAAGUCAUGUUUUUGUCCCGUAGAGUAACACCGCCACGAUCUUUCAGGUUAUAGUUGAGUAGUGGUAUUCUUCUGUGACAGUCACAGCUGCCGGUUGCUCUUGCGUCUGUAGACGCGCACAGUCGUGGCACCCUUGAAUUUCUGAGAGACUUGGGCAUGCCACCACAUCUCCUGAAACAGCGUUGGGAGUCAGUCUAUCAGCCGCGGACUGCCAUGCUGGUAGACUUCGGUUUUGACCGCCUCGGAUCUCGGUACUUUCCCUCUAGAGAGCUGUUGCACUGCUGUGAUCAUUCCUGGUCGGGGGGGGGAAGAAAAAGGCUGUCGGCGCCGGUCAUUACUUGUUUCCACUUGGGAGAGCCGGUCGAUAGCGUCGUCAGAAAUUGUGGACAAUCCGUUUAGGGCACUUCUGAGGGGCUCAACUCCACGCUUCCGGAUUUACAUCUUUCCUUGAGGUUCGUUGAUACAUCCGAGUCCCGCAAGGACACAGGUGCUUCAGUUUUGGGGGCGUAGACAGUAUUGAUUGGUGUGAAGAAAUCCUUCAUCUUAUUGCGUUCCACAUAUCCUUGUAUUUCCUCGCCCUUAGGAUUCAUAAGGGUGUUCUGCAUAUCCCGCAGUCGCUGCUGUAUCUGGCGUCGAAUGUGGAAGACGGCAGCUUGACCGCGUUGGUCCUGGAGUUGUUGUAGGCUGCGUGUAACUUAUUUUUUUGGAAGCAGAUUGCGGAUUUGACUGUCGGUGUCGUCCGCUCCUCCCAAUGGAAGUGGUCCACACCUACUAAUCCGAUCGAAUGGCAUUCAUUUUGUGCAGUAGGGCUGUAAUUAUGACGGCCCCUUCGUGUUGAAGUUUAGUUAAUGACCUAACUCAUGAAAUGUGUCGAAAUUUACGAAUGAUUGCUAAUCACUCGCAAACCGACACCAUUUAGAGAGUUCAAUGUCCAUGUUAAUCAAGUACAAGUUUAAAAGAAUUAAACGCAUACUAUAAAUAUUAAAGGCAGUGUUGCGUUGUUUAGAAAUGCCAAUUCUUUUAACAAAGCGCAAUAUCCCCAAAAACAUCAGAAAGGGCUCUAAUUUAGUAAACUUCGUUUUUAGAUGUAUAGAAUGUAUUUUCAUACCGAAACGUAGUAAAUAUGAAUGCAGAGACAAAAUAACUUCUAAUAAUAGGGUUUUAGUGAAGAUUACACCUAAAUAUCGUUUAAUAAUUAGUGCCAAAUUCAUAUAUGACGGUUUGUCAACUGCCUACAUUCUGAAUGUAGAUUCCAAAACCAUUUUCCAGCGAUUCAUAUGAUCCUUGAGUCUUUUGAGUUAAAUGAGAUGGGGUUUACCAAGAUAAACUGGAUUUUGCUUGAUUUCACCGGUGGGGACGUCGUAGGAACAAAAGUUUUCAUACGGUGACAUUCCAUGAGGCCAGUCGGUGUCUAAUAAAUUUAAAUAGAACUGGCAGGCCUGCUCGUAAACAUACUAUUUUGUGUUUCUAGAGAGAGCUUUUCUUCCGUUAAACUAAUUUACACUUUUCGUUCGUUUUCGAUUACACUGAGUUUCAGAUCUGCCUCGAAAUGUUGCUGAAUCCAUAAAGACAGAUUCUUAAUUACCUGUCUGUUGAGAACUUCAAAAUAAGGUUAUUCUUGAAGUCAUUUACGGAAUUAGUGAGUGUUCGAGCCCUCCUUUUCGCAAAGAUGGUCGUUUGGGUCACAUGUGAAGAUUAAUUCAAACAUCAAACUUCACUUUCGAGAAAAAUGGCUGUCCACGUAUCCUUGUAUUUCCUCGACCUUGGGAUUCAUGAGGGUGCUCUGCAUAUCCCGCAGUCGCUGCUGUAUCAGUCGUCGAAUGUGGAAGAAGGCAGCCUUGUCCGCGUUGGUCCUGGAGUUGUUGUAGGCUGCGUGUAACUUAUUUUUCUUUGAACACAAACUGGCGUUCAGUAUGCGCAGUAGGGCUGUCAUUAUGACAGCCCUUUCGUGGUGAAGUAGACGUCAUGGAGAGUUCAUCUCGAGUGGUGUAGCAUGCACAUCAGCACAGGGCUCAGCUCUAUCACGACGCGCUAAGAGUCACGGCGUGGAGGGUUGCCAGCCGAGGGCCGAGGAUCAGACCACAGUGCCUCCUUCUGAAUAUGGCCUCAACGGCAUUCAUGCGCACAUGAGAUCCGAGCCCGCCCCCCCUCCUUUUAUUCUGUGAAAACACUGUGAGGUAACAAGGUUACCUGCGACUCACGUUGUUUAUCUCUAUCAGUCACUGCGACUGAGCUCAUCUCCAGGCGUCGUGACUCUCUCUCUCUCUCCUGCCAGAAAAGUGAGGCAGGAGAGAGUUGGGUAGAUGCUGCGGGAGUCUGCCUCACCAAAACAAAUUCUCGCUCAAGACACCGCCCCGCGCCCGCCAGGUGCUUGUUGACAUCAUCGUGUGCAGCGGUCAAGCUGUCACCCCUGCCGUUAGACUGGAGAAACGCGACACCUGCACAACAAGACGGGCUACUGGAAGCUAGGCGGUGGGCAUUUUUGCCGCUGUUCCUGCCAUGGACGUCUGCAACUGAGGGACCAGACGGUGUGAUGUUGUUGAGUGCAGCCACGUCUGGAGAUUGCGCGUCGAUCAGGUCGGGGUUUGUCACAAAUUUGUACGCGUCAAGCGGUGUGAAUAUGUCCCUGUCUGUGCGCUACCAUCGUCGGGUCAGAUCCCAUGUUAGAAGGAGAAGGCGGAAGGCACCAGAAUGAGGGGUUUAUUGUGCACAGAACCCGGAGUUGUCCUCUCAGGCGGCAGUGGCCACUGGCGAAGCCAGGGCUGGUGUUGACUGCGUCCACUUAAGCCUGAGAGUCCCUGCGACAGUGGUGGCAGCCGCUUUUUUAGGCUCGUGGGCCAAGCUCAGGUGGUGUCCAGUCAGUGGGUGUUGCAUUCGCCGAAGAGUGGUGAUCCAGUGGCUUGUUUAGCUGGUUGCAGCGGGUGGCGCAUGGGUAGACGCGACACUGUGAGGACGCAAUUGUGUUCGAGCUGAUGUCGGUCGGGCGGCUUCAGAUCAGCGCGUCUGAAACGGCUCGCUGCAAGGGAUGAAUCACCUUGAGGCAUCGAGGUCUUGAACAACGACGCCAAACAGGUUAAGAUGGCCGGCAUCUACAAUGUCUUGCUUGCACAUGGUCGAGUUUUGACGCGGGGCUACGUAUACCUUGGGGAAGCCCAUGUGGUGGGUGACUGAGCGGUCGGAGUAUAGCCACGCCUCCCCUACUUGACUUGAAGCCUGAAUUCCCCCUGGCACCAUCGCAUUAAUCCCGUUGAAACUGAAGUCGCACGCCGCUUAGACGGCGCGGAUUGACGCAUGCAAGUUAAGGUCACCCUUAUUGUCUAUUUUCGUUCUCGCACCCGUUUCCGCAACUUUCAGGGCUAGAUCGCAAUUGGUAGCCAGGCCCCUAUUACAGGUAUCUGGGGGGUUUGUUUACUGGGGCUAUUUUGUGGGGUUCCAUAACAACAUCUGUCCCAUUUGGCUUCCGUUUUACGUUCGAGGUUAGGAUUAGGGUACCGGUUAAUGGUUUCCGAUUUUAAGGUUAGGGUUAUGUCUUCAGGGUUAGGUUUUCAGGUUACGGUUAGAGUUUGAGCGUACGAUUAGUUUUCAGUAUUAAGGUUAGGUUUUCCAGUUACGGCAAUGUCUAAGGGCAACUGUUACAUUUACGAUUUCGGUUAGGGUUAGGGUUGCCGUUAGGGUUAACGGUUGACGUUUAAGGUUGAGGUUAGAGUUAGAGUUAGAGUUAAGAUUAGGAUUAGGGUUAAGUUCGCCGUCUGCUACCUGGCUACCAACUGCGAUCUAGCCACGUUCAGUUUACCUUUACUCACUUGCCAUCUCUGAAAAUGUAUCGGGGUAAGUAAACAACGGCUGACCUUUUCGCACUGUUAAGUGGCCCUUCGGAUUCACACCAACCGACGGAGAUUUGAGAAGGCCUAGAGGUGACUUCUAUCGUGAGUGGCGUGAAAGAUCUGGCUACGGUUUCGAAUAUUUUUGUUCAUUUGUGCGGUCUGGGUCCGUAACUUGCGUCUGUUUAUUUACUCAAUCUCGCAUCCCCUGAAAAGGAAGUUCUCUUGAGUAAGUGCGAUUGCACACCUGUUGGUCAUGGAGAGCUUCCAGAGAUGCCUGUUCACAUUUUUGACUGGUUGUGUGCUGCGAUGUAUCCACACUCGAUUAAGGACAUUCAAAUGCCACUUUUCCAAGCUACAAGGGGUGAAUACUGUGAUAUCGUAGCAUCGGUAGAGUGUCGAUUUCUUUCCAGUUUAUUGUGACCGUUAAUUGACUGUCAGGAUGGCGGAGGACGAGGACGUUCAAGAAGGGGAAUCAGUCCUCUGUUCUCUCUAUCACCAGUCGUAUAACCAAAGGCUUGAACUUAGUAGUUUUUAUGGUAAUUUCUCUCUGUUUAAUUCUGGAAAACUGGUGACGAUAUAGUGUGCUUCAAGUUUGGGCUUGUUCACGCGCUAUACUUAAGAUGCUAAAGGACAGACUUUGCAACCAGCCCACUGACGGGUCUUUAAUAAAAUAUUAUUAUUAUCUUCAGAUAGUUUUGCUUAUGGUCGUGGCCUCACGUGAGUAUCCACCUUAUUUAAAAUGAUUUACACCAGUUCUCUGUGGUUGGGUGUGCAAAGAAUAGAUUUUAACACUGUCCCUUAAAAGCCUUCGUGAGGUCAGAGGAUUCUUUUCUAACAUUUACUGAACGGGUUUAUAUCCGCAUUUCUGAGCGUCCUUCCAUUUUUGAAUCGCCUGUGAAACACGAGAAAUUCGCCCAUCACAGAUUUUUGAACGGAACCCGAACAAAUCUGUUGACAGCAACCGGUAAUGAUUCAACCGGCGGGAGUGGUGAAGUUCACCGGUGUAGGCGAAUUUGUUUUUAAUGCAGCAGAAGUUGAAUGCAUUCACUCCGCUUCACUCCUUCAAGUCCACCGCAUUCCAACGAUAGACCAUUUGACCGUCGUUGGAGACGGUGUCCAUCCUUCGCUCCACAGGGGCGUAAGAGUAGGGAUGGUGGCAUCUGCGGGACUUAGUUUAAAGUGGUAGUAGACUUGCGCAGAGCCUAUCCCACUUCCUCCUUCUCCCCACUUGAGACUGGUUUCGUGACAGGGUCAAAAAGACCGGGGGCGAGAGAGGACGCAGGUGGCUGGCAGGGUGUUAACCUGCAUCUAUGCGUACCACCACACCCCCUGGUCCACAACGUACACUGACAAGGAUGCUAUAUCACAGGUAAAAAUGGGGUGGACAGCAGGGACCCCAAGUGACGCGAAAUAUGAGCCGGCAACUGGGUCUGCCAGUUGCUGGCAUUUACUGUGAAUGCGAAUCCUCAAUAACGCUUGCCAUAUUCUGAUCUAGCCGCUGGGUUGGACUAGCGCAUUUUGCAGCAUAGCCCAUUUUAGAGACAAAUCUCAACAACAGAGCAAGGUCAAGACAAUGAGACAUGUGCAUAGGCGCGACAGUUGACCAUGCUAGGCAGUCCGUCAACAGGUUCUUCACUCAAACGGAUCCAUAACUCCACUCAUGCCUGGCUUUAAUGAUUGGGUCACUAAUCUCAGAUACGUGAAGUAAUGCAGAGACCGCAGUAAAAAGCGACCACUGAAGUAUGAUAGUCCGUCCUGAGUAGGAUGAAAUAUAUGGUCAACUUGCAGACUUUAAAGCCAUUACUCUGUGUGUGUGUUGUGAUGGGACCCCGACGGGUCUUUAAUAAAAAUUAUUAUUAUUAGAUUAUGGUCUAGUUUUUUGUGAACUAAUUUUUCAACAACCUAUUUGUGAUCUCUUCUUGUACGAUUAUUCCUGUGUCACUGAUUACCUUGUCGGGUGCUGCGUACCCUUAAUCAGUGUCCGGUGUACUUGCCCUUACAUUAGAUGUAGGUACAUGUGUGCUUUUUCCACUGCGUACAGUGAUCAAAGUUAGUGACUAGCUGAAAACAGUAAAACGCAAGUUUGGAAAAAUCUUAAUUCUUGUUGUUCUAACUGGACUACUGCACGCAUUUUUGCUUUUAUUUUUGAUGCCAGCACCGGCUUUGAGUGAUUAUUGUAUAACUCGGGACAUCUAGAAUGCUACUCUGUAUGAAUGUAUUAGACCUGUGCAGAACGAUAACCUAGCUGAAUGUUCGUUGCAGUAAAGUGCAGGUUUUUAUUAAAUUAAUGACUCGUCAAUUUCGUUAGGAUGAAUACAAAAGGAAAUGAAUCCUGGAAUGCUUAUAGAGGGUUAAUUAAUUUAUUGCCACUAAGAUGACUGGAUACCCCUUCAGUGGUCAUGCGAUUUCGAGCGGAAGUCUAUUACGGUUCCAGCAAGUAUUCUGCAUGUGCGAGGAAAUGCCAUUUAAUGUGUACUGAAACUGACUAUAUUGUUGGUUAGCAGUGAGCUGGAAUCGUGCCGGAUUUCAACAGAAUACGUGGGCGUUAAACGUACUGAUUUUUGGAAUUUGGAAACUGUAUCAAAUUUGGGGGAUUCCAGACGUUUCAGUAAGUCGGGCGGGUAACUUGACGCAAAUGUGAUUAAAAAUUCGCGUCACUCGAUGGCACCUCGCAGCUCAGGUGGCUAGAGGGUUGACUUUACUAAAGCCUUUCCUUGUGUGUCGUGCGUUCGAAUCCCAUCGAGGCGCCGUGCUUUUUACAAUUGGAUCAGUAGGAAUUAUUCAAAAUUUGCCAAAACAUCUAUGAAAUAGAAUAAAUAGAGUAUGCUGCCAACCGUCUUAAGUACGGACCGUUCGAAUAUCCCGCAAAGGACUUCGUUGAAGGCAUUAAUCUGCAAGCAAUGAUCGAGGAAUAUUUAUCUCUGUGUUCUGUUUUUUGCUAUAGCGAGGAUGUCACCCUACAGUCUGAUCCCGCCAUCUCUACUGCCACCCCUGCCUACUUACAAUGAUGUGACACCCGACAUUCCACCGCCGGCAUUUGAGGAGGCACCCUCCAGUCAGACUAACAUCGAAAACAUGCCUAUACCCUCCAUCUUUCCGCUGCCCCAACCAGCUGUACUUCACGGCCCAGAAGACCCUGAAGGCGAGCCUGCAUCUCAACGACCUCCGCCCGCCUAUACUUCUGUCUCGGGUCCACCCCCUGAUAUUCCGCCCACUGACCAAUUAGAGCAUCAUCACCGGCGAUAA
Messenger RNA from Spirometra erinaceieuropaei, 23363 nucleotides. NCBI's taxonomy places the organism in Eukaryota, Metazoa, Platyhelminthes, Cestoda, Diphyllobothriidea, Diphyllobothriidae. The record is from the annotation of a GenBank genome assembly.